Molecule: messenger RNA, 1398 nt
Organism: Neolamprologus brichardi
Lineage: Eukaryota; Metazoa; Chordata; Actinopteri; Cichliformes; Cichlidae
Source: RefSeq, a predicted model, not a curated record
CGGCACACUGUGAGAAGUCUCCCUCCCUCCUUGUCUGUCUCUGGGUCUCUGUCUGUUUGCAAGCCUGCGCUUCUCACCCAGGUGAGACAUUUGUGGAGUGCCUCAAUGGAACCGCGACCCCCCACCGAGAAGAUGACAGAGCCCACACCGCCAGACUCCACCACUGUCCCGGACCCAGCUGUAGUUGUGGACCCCACGGUGGUAAACGGACGGUGCGAGCAGGCGGACUCUCUACAGCAGCAGCCCAACACAGAAAAUCACGCAGAGGGCUUUAAAAUGGACCAAGAGAUGAAGAUAAAUGACAGCAUAGAGGACAGAGCUGUUUCUAUCACGCGCCACAGUGCUUCAGCUUUUGGAUUUGCCUUUGAUGCCACGCUGGAUGUGUUGUCAUCUGUGAUUGUAUUGUGGCGAUACAGCAACGCCGCAGCUGUCCACUCAGCGCACCGCGAGUACAUAGCUUGUGUUAUCCUGGGUGUGGUUUUCAUCCUGUCCUCCUUAUGCAUUAUGGGUAAAGCCAUCCACGAUCUGGCCACCAAACUGCUACCAGAAGUGGACGACUUCCUGUUCAGCGUGUCCAUUGUCAGCGGUUUGAUGUGCAUCAUAUUGGCUGUAAUCAAGUUCAUGCUCGGCAAAGUACUGACAAGCCGAGCUCUCCUCACUGAUGGAUUCAACUCACUGCUGGGGGGGAUCAUGGGCUUCUCCAUCCUGAUCAGUGCUGAAGUCUACAAGAACGAGCCCAAGGUGUGGUACCUGGAUGGAACAAUAGGUGUCCUGAUAGGUCUGAUCAUCCUCGCCUAUGGAGUUAGACUGCUCCUGGACAUGGUCCCCCGCGUCCGACAAACCAGGAACUACGAGCGCUUCGAGUGACGGAUCAUCAAGGGCGGGUUUGGGAGUGACUGGCAGGAUGGGGACUGUAGAGGCCCUCCACAGACAAUCACAAUCAGUCCUCGCGGUGCCAGCGAAGGCGUCGCUGUCUGUGCAGUCCUCCCAUUCAGAGCUGGAGUGGAAGAUGGCGUCAGUGGCAUAUUUUUAAUGUUUUACAGUUUAAUGUACAUAUGAAAUGUUCACCUGUUUUUCAGAAGUCAAAGGCGCAGCCUGCUUUUUCAUGCCUCCAUAUUUAAAGAAGGUAACAGAGAUAAGACUGUGGGAGGGGGUUAAUGUAAUUUUUCAAAGGUUGUACACAGCUCAGACUGCAGUGUUAUGGAUGUUCAAUACCUCAGUUACAUGUCAUCACCCCGUCACGACAGAGCAGCUUGUUUUUUCCCAUGGUUCCACGAGGCCUUUGCUCAGCUGUGCUAUAAAGCUUUGCAGCACAGCAGGUCAGAGUGAUUGAUGCAGCUGAUGUAGCGGUGGAGUAUUAAUGGUGUUUACCUUUUUAUGACUAGGGAGAAGAUAAAU